GAAAAAAAAAAACACAAGCUAAAGCUUUUGUUUUUGAUUAUUAUUUCACAAUCUUGUUGGAGAAUUGUCAUUGAGGGAAGCAAAUCCUCUAAUCUCGUUUCUCAAAUCUUUCUGGAAGCGAUAAAUCGUAGUAACUCACACCCCCUCCAUUGGUUUCCUUAGUUUUAUGGAUUUCUGUAGAGAUGGCAGAGACAGGAGCUGGCACAGAGGCAGCAUAGCUGCAGAAGGUGCAGGGGCAACACAGAGGUGCAGCCAUAAUAUGAGCAGGUUGAUGAGAGAGAGUGUUGUUUUAGGUGGCAGCAGCAUCACUCUCAUCAGAACCAUUAGUUUUAUCCAUGUACAGAAGAUUCUGCUGCCCAAUGGUCCCUGAAAUAUAAAAUAUACCCACCACUGAACCCAACACUACACUACAGUCACUACACAACAAUCCCUUCUCUCUUUCUUUUUCUGUUCUUUUCUUUCUGUUUUUUUUUCUUUCUUCUUUCUAAUCCUCCGAGUAUUUAUCUUUGUGAAGUCUGGAGCUGGGCUUGGGUUCGUUUCUCUUGAUACUAUCUUUUAUCAAUCAAUGAUGAGUGGAAGAAAUAGGUUUCCAUUCACUGCAACUCAGUGGCAAGAGCUUGAACACCAAGCUCUCAUCUUCAAGUACAUGGCUUCAGGGAUGCCCAUUCCUCCUGAUCUCAUCUUCUCCAUCAAAAGAAGCUUGGACUCUCCACUCCCUACUUCAAAGCUCUUCCCAACCCACCAAUCCCAACACAUUGGGUGGAACUGUUUUCAGAUGGGUUUGGGGAGGAAAGUAGACCCAGAGCCAGGGAGGUGCAGAAGAACAGAUGGGAAGAAAUGGAGGUGUGCAAAGGAAGCAUACCCAGAUUCGAAGUACUGUGAGAGACAUAUGCACAGAGGCAGAAACCGUUCAAGAAAGCCUGUGGAAGUUAUGACACCCUCAAAAACACCACCAACAGUAACUACUCCUACUGCUACAAUGGCAGCAAACCCACCACCACCCAUCUCUUCAAUCACUGUAAACUCCUCCAACCCCACUUCAUACUCUCUAGCUUUAGAGACCCAAAAUCACCACACCCAUCGUCACCCUUCUUGCUACAACACCCAUCUCCACCUCCCCUUCCUUUAUCCCCAUUCAUCUUCUUCAAGGCCACCUGGGUUUGGAGGUGGGGUUGAGUUGUCACCUCAACACAACACCACCCAUUUGCUUUUGGACUCUGGUUCAUAUUCCCAGACAGAUUACAGUAGAAACAGAUAUGUUCAUGGAUUGAAGGAGGAGGUGGAUGAGCAUGCUUUCUUCUCAGAACAACCUUCAGGGGCUACAAGGAGUUUUUCCGGCUCAUCAAUGGAUGAUCCUUGGCGGCUUACUCCACUAAAAAUGAAUUCUUCACCGUUAGACCAUUCAAAACAGAGGAGCUGCUCUGCUUUACAGAGUGACUACUCUUGUUUGCAGCUUCAAAGCCUCAGUGAUACCUCCAACCAGAAGCAGGAUCAGCAUUUCUAUGUACUGGGUAGUAAUCUCAAGUAUGAAAAACAUGAGAGAGAAGAACCCGAGAAGAUGGUGCACCGCUUCUUCGAUGAAUGGCCACCCAAGAGCAGAGAUCCAUGGCCUGAUUCAGAAGACAAGUCCCCCAGAGAUGCAUUGGUCUCAACCACCCAACUCUCAAUUUCUAUGCCAAACUCUUCAUUUGACUUCUCCAUCUCCAAUUCUAGACCCCAUAAUGAUGAUUGAAUUUGCAGUACUGUGUUCUGAACCAAAUGCCAAGAUGUUGAAAGCCUGGUGGGGUUCAAUGCAUUUUUUCUUGUAGCUUUCCGUAUGCUUGUUGGCAGAGGUGUGGGAAGUGAUGCUUUUAUUUAUUUCAUCUUUUGGAGGGUGUGGUGUGGGGUGUUUGAAUUGAAUGCUGUGUGUGAGUUAAUGAAAGGGAUCUCAGAUGUCUUUUGCUUUGUUGUUGGCUUCUAUUCCUUCUCUUCUUCUUUAACUUCUAUAACUUGUUUGAAUGACCUGGGCCAACAAUCCAUAGGAUUUCGUGAUCG
Molecule: messenger RNA, 2034 nt
Organism: Vitis riparia (riverbank grape)
Lineage: Eukaryota; Viridiplantae; Streptophyta; Magnoliopsida; Vitales; Vitaceae
Product: growth-regulating factor 1
Exons: 4
Coding region: 566-1732 (388 amino acids)
Biological process (GO): DNA-templated transcription; regulation of DNA-templated transcription; developmental process
Cellular component (GO): nucleus
Molecular function (GO): ATP binding
Source: RefSeq, a predicted model, not a curated record